Strongylocentrotus purpuratus (purple sea urchin) is the source of this 2343-nucleotide messenger RNA. RefSeq names its product inositol monophosphatase 1. Gene Ontology annotation, biological process: signal transduction; phosphatidylinositol phosphate biosynthetic process; inositol metabolic process. The record is from RefSeq and is a predicted model, not a curated record. The transcript is spliced from 7 exons. Bases 73 to 930 code for a protein of 285 amino acids. Gene Ontology annotation, molecular function: inositol monophosphate 1-phosphatase activity. NCBI's taxonomy places the organism in Eukaryota, Metazoa, Echinodermata, Echinoidea, Camarodonta, Strongylocentrotidae.
GAAAGGCCGAAUUGAAUUUAGGCUAGACAAUUUUAAGUUUCCUGGUAAAUUCGUUGGAAAUCAUUUGGAAAGAUGGCAGAUGAGGCUACAGCUGUUACGAAGUUUGAAGACGAAGAUGUGGAAAAUUUCCUAGAGACUGCCGUUGAGGUGGCUAGAAAUGCUGGCCAGGUAGUUAAGGCAGCAUUUGCACUUGAGAAGAGGGUAGAAACCAAAAGUUCAGCAGCAGAUCUAGUCACAGAAACUGAUCAGAAUGUGGAGAAAAUGAUCAUAGGCACCCUGCGAGAAAAAUUUCCAGAUCAUUGUUUUAUAGGCGAGGAGAGCGUAGCUGCCGGUCAGAAGAUAGAGCUGACGGAUGCCCCUACAUGGAUCAUCGAUCCUGUUGACGGAACCACCAACUUUGUCCAUAGCUUUCCUUUUGUUGCUGUUUGCAUUGGUCUGGCCAUCAACAAAAACCUAGUUGCAGGAGUGGUAUACAAUGCUAUCUUAGAUGAAAUGUUCACUGCCAUCAAAGGCAAAGGGGCUUAUUGUAAUGAUGCUCAGAUCAACUGCUCAGGUCAAGAAGACAUCAAACAGUCACUGGUGAUGACAGAGAUAGGGUCAAGUAGGAAGGUAGAGCACAUCACAGCUAAGCUGAAGAACAUCGAGGACAUACUUCGGACAGGUGUUCAUGGUAUGAGGUCGCUUGGUUCUGCUGCCCUCAACAUGUGCCAUGUAGCUCGUGGUGACAGCGACCUCUAUGUUGAAUAUGGUAUUCAUUGUUGGGAUAUGGCUGCGGCUGCUGUUAUCCUUGAAGAGGCCGGGGGAUAUUGUGCAGAUCCUAGAGGUGGCCCCUUGGAUAUCAUGUCCAGACAGAUCAUUUGUGGGAGCAGCGUAAAGCUGGUGGAGACCGUCUCCAAACUCCUCACUCAUAUAGAGUACGAACGAGACUGAGGGCCAAUCAUCGGAGUACUACAUUUUAUGCUGUACAUACGUGUAGAAGAUGAACUUUGGAAAAAAUAUAUUUGGUAAUUCAUGUAUAUAUAUAUAUCUGGUCACUUACAUUGUAGAUAGAUAUAGCUGGUAAUGGCAGAUGUUAGUCUUUAUCAUGUAGAAAAAUGAUGUUAGAAGUGAGGUGAAGUUAAAUGUAUGUAUUUAGCUGAAGAGGAAUAGCUUUCACUGAAAUACCCAUAGUCAUAGCCAUGAAUAGUGCAGUCAAACUCAAAGACUCUCCUAUAAGGGAGUUUACAGAUACAAUCUGCGCGUGGGCAGAUAAAGGUAAUUUGUACCAAAAAGGUAAAACCCACAGAGAUGAAUACUGGAUAUGCGCUCAUGAAAGUUAUGUAACAUUAUUCAUUUAUGCACCAACGGUACAUUGAACCAUCUAAAUUCAAUUCUAUUCAAUAACAACUGCUUGUAAAACUCGUCAUUGGUAUCAAUUAAACAUUUUCUGACAGACCACUUCCACUGCCGCUUUUCUUGUCUCCAUUGAGCAAUCUUUACAUACAGGUUUAAAAGGCAUUGCAGGGAUAUGCAAGGUGAAAAUCCCAGACUUGUAAAAGGUCCAAAAUGUUGUAAAUAUUCUAAAUUGAACACUUUCCUAAAGGUAUGGUUGCAAAAUAUUCAUUAUUGGUAAAAUCAAAGUCGUGUUUAUUUUCAAAUUUGAAUUUUGCAAGUGGCAGUGUUUCAUUCACCCCAUUUGUUGGGUACACAUUGAGGGCUUCAAUUUUCACUCAGUAAAAAGAAAACCAUAGAGUAUUUUGCAUAUUUAGCAUUUAGUUCCGUAAGCUCACCUUGCUGCUACAGAUCAGUUUUGAGAUUUUGAGGUCUUGUAAGUCCUUCGUAGGUGCUUUAACUGUAUAUUAUUAACCCUAAUCUGUUCUCAAUACAGUUUUUGUGACAAUGGUUAGCUCUAAGCUAGCUAACUGAGUAAGAGAAUAUCGAGGAAUAGGUGACACAAAGACGUAACUCCAUUUUGGCCAUUUUGAGAAAAAGUGGUUUAUGUGUCACUGAGCACUUGGGCCUUUUAAAGGAGUUAAGUCUAUGUUUCACUAACCAUUGACUCUAAGGGGGUGUUGGGUGGAGUUAAGUCUUUGUGUUUCCUGUAAAGCCCACAGUUUUCUGAACAUGUUGAUAUCAAAUACUCAUUUUGGCAAAAUAUGGAGUUACGUCUUUGUGUCACUGAACCCUCUAUAUUAUAUCUAAGAUUCAUCACGACACUAUCUUACAAGGUAGCUCAUUACCAGAUCAGGGCUGCAAACUGCCAAAUUCAACUCAACUUACCUCAGGUCAUCAUCAUUACUUGUUGCCGGGAGAGAACAGAACAGAAGAAAUGCUCUAAUUUAUGAUUCCACAUUAAUAUGAUUU